UGAAAAGACUCGGGAUACCACCCGAAUUCCCACAUGAGUGAUUUCACACCUCUACCUCAAGACAUCGGACACGCAGAAGAGAAAGGCGUCACAGUUUUUACACUGCGACGAUAUCCAUUUACUAUCCAUCGCAGCCUCUAAACUGCUGCAAUAUCACCGUAACUUAUAUACAUUUCUAUGAGGUAAAUAAUAUGGCAUUGAGAAUCAGAGGACAGUCGGGCAGUAAUGUUUUACUCGGAUGUUUUAUCAUUUUAAGCACCGCACUGUGUCCUGCCGGUGCUUAUCUCUACAACAACCGCUAUGCUGGUGAUCAAGUGUUCAGAAUAAACCCUAUAAACAACACAGAGGUUCAAGCAGUCAAACAGCUUCUCCACAACCUGACGGUGGAUCUUUGGCAGCCCAACAGUGCAUCGUUGAUUCGAGAGAACAGCUCAGUAGACGUUCAUGUGGGUCGAAACAAGACACAAUGGUUGAAGAGACAUCUUCACCAGGCACACAUCAACUAUGAGGUGCUUAUUUCCAAUCUCCAAACAUUAAUUGAGAAACAGACCGGAUAUCGCUCCACCAGGAAGCGUCGAUCGGAAUUCCAGUAUGACUAUGAAGUGUACCAUACUUUGGAAGAGAUCCAAAGCUGGAUGUUUGAGAUGAACAGGACACACCCAAAUCUUGUGGACAUGUUUUCUAUUGGACGUUCAUACGAGGGACGUCCCCUCUAUGUGCUCCAGUUAGGAAAGAGAACACGGCCCUAUAAGAAGUCAGUGUGGAUAGACUGUGGAGUGCAUGCGAGAGAAUGGAUUGGUCCGGCUUUUUGCCAGUGGUUCGUGAAAGAGGCACUGAACUCCUAUCAACACAACUCAAUCAUGAGGCGGCUGAUGAAUCAGCUCAGCUUCUACAUUAUGCCCGUCUUCAAUGUGGACGGUUAUCAUUACAGCUGGAGGACUGACAGAUUCUGGCGGAAAACACGGUCAAAGAUUCCCAAGUAUCACUGCAGGGGAGUGGAUCCCAACCGGAAUUGGAAAGUCAAAUGGUGUGAUGAGGGGGCCUCCCAGCAUCCAUGUGAUGACACAUACUGCGGUCCAUAUCCCGAGUCUGAGCCGGAGGUCAAGUCCGUCGCCAAGUUUCUACGCAAGCACAAAAAGCGCAUCAAGGCCUACAUCUCAAUUCAUGCCUACGCUCAGAUGCUUCUCUAUCCGUAUUCAUACAAAUACGCCACUAUCCCAAAUUUUAACUGUGUGGAGGCAGCUGCCCAGAAUGCAGUAAGUGCCCUUUACUCGGCUUAUGGAGUGAGAUACAGAUACGGCCCUGCCUCCACCACACUGUAUGUAAGUUCUGGUAGUUCGAUAGACUGGGCCUAUAAGAACGGGAUCCCGUAUGCCUUUGCUUUUGAGUUGCGUGAUACAGGAUUUUACGGCUUCCUCUUACCAGAAACCUUGAUCAAUCCCACCUGCACAGAAACCAUGAGAGCAGUAAAGACCAUCGCCUCAGGCCUUCUGAAGAAGUGCACCAAAUGAACCUUUAUACAUUCUCGACAUCUGUCCUCACUUGCCAUAAGCCAUAGCAACAUAUCUAUACUAGGCAUCUACAAACGUGCCUGUAUUUUUCAUGUACUGUAUGUAAGUAUGCAGAGGAGAUAUUUUUAUUGGAAGCUAUACAUUUUAUUUAAUGAACCUACAUUUAAUUGUAAAAAUAUUAACAGUAAAGAUAUAACAGCACUUGAAUUGUGAACUAAAUCAUUAUCUUAUUAGAGAUGAACACUUGCUAUAUAGACAAAGUUCAAUGGGAAUGUAAAUAAUGCAUGUUGUUAUGUCACAAUAGGUAUAUUGUCAUAUAUAUAUAUAUGUUCUGUACAGUCAAGAGGUAUGCAUUAAUGCAGCUACAACACAGCUUUGAUCUUGUUUAAUAUGGUACAUAAAAAGAGAACUUGAUAGCCUUUAUGAGGCAGACAGAAAAUACAAAUUGUAUGCGCCUUUGUUUUUACUGCAAAAUAUAAAAGUAUUAUUAACUGUAUAAGGACAAUAAAUGUUUUCAUUUGCAUUAAAAGGUACUGUCAUGUGCUAGAAUUAACAUAAUGCAGUAUUUUUGUUUUAUUACUAUGUAUUUAUUUAUGAAAAACAUCUAUUGCUAUACAUGAAUUGUCUUCAUACAUGGCGAUGGGGAUUUUUUCUAUUUACCAGUGUUGUAGACUACCUAAACUGAGACCAAGACCAGAUGUUGACGAGACCAAGACUUUGAGAGGUCGAGACCAAGACAUGGAUCAAAACAUGAAUGAAAUUACAUCUUAGAUAUUGUGGGCCUUUGUAUCAAUUUUGUUGACAGAUUUCUUUUUCAAGACGAGUACUACAACACUACUACACAUACAUUUUAUCUGACUAUACAUUUUUUCAACAUUAAAUGUGGCUUUAUCAUAAUGUAAUAAAUAUAACACAUAAUAUAUGAAAAUAAUUUAACAUUAUAUUAUGAAUA
This is a messenger RNA of Misgurnus anguillicaudatus (oriental weatherfish), 2463 nucleotides long. RefSeq names its product carboxypeptidase A6 (gene cpa6). Gene Ontology annotation, molecular function: metallocarboxypeptidase activity; zinc ion binding. Lineage: Eukaryota; Metazoa; Chordata; Actinopteri; Cypriniformes; Cobitidae. The record is from RefSeq and is a predicted model, not a curated record. Gene Ontology annotation, biological process: proteolysis.